Molecule: messenger RNA, 1392 nt
Organism: Triticum dicoccoides
Lineage: Eukaryota; Viridiplantae; Streptophyta; Magnoliopsida; Poales; Poaceae
Product: ubiquinol oxidase 1b, mitochondrial-like
Exons: 1
Coding region: 149-1141 (330 amino acids)
Biological process (GO): alternative respiration
Cellular component (GO): mitochondrion
Molecular function (GO): alternative oxidase activity
Source: RefSeq, a predicted model, not a curated record
CGUCGUCAAGCCAUCGGUCAGUUACCAGAUCAACACCAACAGUAAACAGAAAUCAUUUCCUAGCCCGCCAACAAAAACAGACUUCCCAUUCGAUCCGCUCACAAGCUUUUCGAUCGCUUUAGUUGUUCAACAAUCAACAGCCAACACCAUGAGCUCCCGGAUGGCCGGAGCCACGCUUCUGCGCCACCUGGGCCCCCGCCUCUUCGCCGCCGCCGAGCCAGCCUCCGGGCUCGCCGCGAGCGCGAGGGGCAUCAUGCCCGCCGCCGCGAGGAUCUUCCCCGCGCGGAUGGCCAGCACCGAGGCCGCCGCCCCGCAUGCCAAACAAGAAGAUGAUGCCGCGAGCCCCCAGGCGGCCGCGACUCCAGAGCAGCAGAACAAGAAGCCCGUGGUGAGCUACUGGGGCAUCGAGCCUCGGAAGCUCGUCAAGGAUGACGGCACGGAGUGGCCAUGGUUCUGCUUCAGGCCGUGGGACACGUACCGGCCGGACACGUCCAUCGACGUGGCCAAGCACCACGAGCCCAAGGCCCUGGCGGACAAGGUGGCCUACUUCGUGGUUCGGUCGCUGCGCGUGCCCCGGGACCUCUUCUUCCAGCGCCGGCACGCCAGCCAUGCUCUGCUACUGGAAACGGUGGCGGCGGUGCCUCCCAUGGUGGGCGGCGUGCUGCUGCACCUGCGCUCGCUCCGCCGCUUCGAGCACAGCGGCGGCUGGAUCCGGGCGCUCAUGGAGGAGGCCGAGAACGAGCGCAUGCACCUCAUGACCUUCAUGGAGGUGACGCAGCCGCGGUGGUGGGAGCGCGCGCUCGUGCUCGCCGCGCAGGGCGUCUUCUUCAACGCCUACUUCGUCGGGUACCUCAUUUCCCCCAAGUUCGCGCACCGCUUCGUCGGGUACCUCGAGGAGGAGGCCGUGGAGUCUUAUACUGAGUAUCUCAAGGACCUUGAGGCCGGAUUGAUCGAGAACACGCCCGCGCCGGCCAUCGCCAUCGACUACUGGCGCCUCCCCGCCGACGCCAGGCUCAAGGACGUCGUCACCGCCGUGCGCGCCGACGAGGCGCAUCACCGCGACGCCAACCACUACGCAUCGGACGUCCAUUACCAGGGAAUGACGCUGAAUCAAUCGCCUGCGCCGCUCGGGUACCACUGAUCAGCUCAAUGGACCAUAGAUCGAUGCCUGCUCAGUCCAUACCGUUGGUGCGUACUACACUACUACUACCACUGUCGCCGAUGUUAAUUUGGGAUGGAUUGUUGCGCGCGUAGUAUGUUUGGUGUAAACGUCUUUUGGAGAUGCUCACAGGGGGUAGGGUGUGCGUGUGUACGUUUAUAGAGGUGAGUGUAUGUGCGUGUACAUGAGUGCUUGUGUCUGUACUGAUGUUCAAAAAGAUAUGUUUAUUUGUA